Cantharellus anzutake is the source of this 3434-nucleotide messenger RNA. RefSeq names its product Saccharopine dehydrogenase-domain-containing protein. Gene Ontology annotation, molecular function: saccharopine dehydrogenase activity. Gene Ontology annotation, cellular component: cytoplasm. The coding region runs from base 190 to 3267 and encodes 1025 amino acids. NCBI's taxonomy places the organism in Eukaryota, Fungi, Basidiomycota, Agaricomycetes, Cantharellales, Hydnaceae. The record is from RefSeq and is a predicted model, not a curated record. The transcript has 15 exons.
AUGAUCAGAUCUGCCAGUCACGUGUGGGACCAUGCGACGUCGAAGCAGGUCAUCCUCUCAGGGAAUAUAUAAUCCUAUGGUAAACCCCUAUCUGCGUUCUCCGGACUAUCCUCAGGUCUGUCUUUUUGAUCGUGUGCAUCCUGAGAGAUAUCAGCACUGGCAAACAGACUGAUACAGCUGGGCUCUUGAAUGUUGAUUUAUUGUCGAUCUAGGAUUUAUUACUUUGAGCUUAACACGCGUCACAUAGCCGGUUGCCGCCUAGCUUCAACAUUUUCCUCAGCCAAGCCUUUCGCAGUUGGAUUGCGCAGAGAAGACUCUGCACGGUUAUGGGAGCGGCGAGCGCCUCUUACACCAGAUGCAGUUAGUACCCUCGUGGGGAGAGGUGUUCAAGUCUUGGUCCAAAGUUGUAAUCGGCGCAUCUUCUCGGACAAAGAUUAUGCAUCUGCCGGUGCUAGAAUUGUCUCAACCCUUGAUCCGGCACACUUGAUACUUGGUAUCAAAGAAAUUCCUUUGACGGAGCUCGAGCAUCUUUCCUCUCUGCACUACCCUCGGCCACGUACACACUUAAUGUUCUCUCACACGCACAAGGGCCAGCCUUAUAACAUGCCGCUUCUUGCCCAUUUUCUUCAAUCUAAAGAUAGUCCCCGACUCAUUGACUACGAAAACAUAAUCGGGGACGACGGAAAGAGGACAGUAGCUUUCGGUUUCUUUGCUGGGGCCGCCGGAAUUAUUGAAGGAUUGGGAGCUGCUGCACUCGAUUUGCUCCAUAUUGGAUUUGCAUCUCCUUUCUUGAAUAUUCCUCGGGCAUAUGUGCACAAGGACCUCGCAUCGGCCAAGGCAUCGCUGCGCGCCGUCGGGGAACAGGUUUCCGCUCAUGGGACCCCAGAAGCUGCUGGACCUUUGGUUAUUGCUGUUACUGGGAAUGGAAAUGUGAUCCAAGGUGCGAUGGAUAUGUUGAAGGAACUCCCCGUUGAAUUUGUGCAGCCGCGUCAGCUGCCUGUUCUUGUCGCUGAUCCUGCCACGGACUUGAAGAAGGUCUAUGUUGUACAUGCUCAACCCUCGUCCUACCUUUUCCGCAAGGAUGGGGGAGCGUACGACCGUCAAGACUACUACGAUCGUCCCUCCGAAUACUACAGUCGCUUCUAUGAAACCAUUGCUCCAUAUGUAUCCCUCCUCGUCAACGGGGCCGGUUGGCAACCUGGUUUCCCGCCCCUCAUGUCGAACCAGCAGCUUGGCCUUGCUCUUCGCAACGCGAAGCUGGUUGGGAGGGCGAGAUUCAGAAGCAUCUCUGACAUAUCAUGCGAUGUUAAUGGAGGCAUCGAGUUCCUGACACGAGUAACGACUGUCGACGAUCCAUUCUACUACGUUUCUCCCAUUUCCUCAUCCUCAGUGGAGACCUCAGCGAAACCCUUGAGGCAAUCGAUCCAGAUGGUGGCGGUGGAUAUUCUACCUACUACUUUGCCUCUCGAUGCGUCUCGGCACUUCAGUUCCAGGCUUGAACCGUAUUUGUGGACGCUCAUCAAACAAAUGAAAGGCGAGGCGUUGAGGGGUGAUGAUAUCGCAUACUCAGAGGCUCUCAGCAAGGCCACCAUUGUUCAAGGUGGACGGCUUGCAAAACAACACGAAUGGCUAUAUAAUAGAGCGAGGGAACAGCGACGGGCUACUACACCGACUGAGCAAGCCCAUCUCCUCUCCUCCGAUAUGUCAUUAGGUACAACUCCGAAAUCGUCGAGUUUUCUGCGUCCAAAGAAGAGGAUCCUCCUCUUCGGUAGUGGAAUGGUCGCUAAGCCGUUCCUUCAGACGAUAUGGGAUCAUAUCGAACACAAGGACUCUGCAUUGAAAGUUGUAGUCGCUUCCAACAACAUUAUUGAAGCCGAAGCUCUUGUGAAUGGACAUGAAGCAACUACAACAGUCGUCGAAAUUGACGUUAACAACGAGGUAAAUGCAGGGCGCCUUGUUGAGAGUGCAGACAUCGUUGCUAGUCUCUUGCCUGCCUCACUUCACGUCCGCAUCGCGGAGUAUUGUCUUAAGUAUCGCAAGCAUCUUGUCACUGCAUCGUACAUCUCCCCGGCAAUGAAGGAUCUUAAUGAACGGGCGAUUGGGUUUGAUCUAUUGUUCUUGAACGAAAUUGGUCUCGAUCCAGGAUUAGACCACUUAUCUGCAAUGGAGCUUCGAAAUAAGUUAGAAGCUGAGGGGAGGAAAGUCAUUUCCUUCAUCUCCUGGUGUGGGGGGCUUCCGGCUCCAGAAGAUAGUAAUGUGCCUCUUGGCAUGAAGUUUUCAUGGAGCCCCCGUGCUCUCCUGAGUGCUGUUCUCAAUGAUGCUCAUUUCAAGAUGUCAAAUAAGGUGCACUUUGUCCCAGGGAAGGAAUUGCUAUCCAGAUACUUCCCAGAUGUGAAUAUUGCAAGGGGCUUCGCCUUGGAAGGCUUGGCGAAUCGUGACAGUCUUUCUUAUGCGGAAGCUUAUGAUCUUGGGUCUCUGGAUGAUUUGGAGACCGUCUUCCGAGGAACCUUACGAUAUAAAGGGUUUUCUCGUAUGCUACAAUCUUUCAAGAACAUUGGGUUGCUGAGCGUUAGCGGGGAAAGCGAAAUCCAGAUCGAGAACUGGUCGGAUCUUGUACCUGCUGCACUUGGGAAAACCCUCGGAAUGCCUAAUCCCUCCGUAUUCUCAUCGCUUGAAUCACUUCGUUCAGGGUUAGAGGACGCCAUAUCUGAUGCUCAGUCUGUCGAAUCAACAUUGGCUGCCAUGUCCGAACUAUCGUUGUUGCGCAAUUCUGCUCCUCCGCGUGAACUUCCGGUCAUUCCUAGGGGAUCAUACUCGCCCAUGGAACUCUUUGCAACUCUCUUAUCUCACAAACUUCGAUACCAUCCUGGGGAACGAGACAUGGUGAUUCUUAACCACGAGCUCGUCACAAUCCCUUCGACUGCACGUUUUGAUCCGACUCUAGCACAUGGCACCUCCCACUCUGGCCCGCACCAAGUACACACGAGUACCCUUGUUGCAUAUGGAGACACCUCUCCCGACGGAUCAUCCGCUAUGGCACGUACCGUCGGAUUGCCGCUUGCUUUUGCUGCUCUUAGGAUCUUGAAUGGAGAUAUUCGAGUUCGAGGUGUGAGGGCUCCUGUCGAUGAGGAAAUUUAUAAGGUUUUACUUGAGGAUUUACGGGGUGAAGGGAUGAUCAUGAAAGAAGGGCGGGUGGAAGGGGCUGGAAUGGGUCAGGAGUUGGUUGAUGGUUUAGAGUGGAUGAAGGCAAGUCAAGUUGCCACGUAAACUCAUGCUGUUUUAAGCUUGCAUUACAAUUGUAACUUUUCACUCUCAGAAUUAUCUGGCUAUCCCGUGUAACUUUUCUAACUGAACAAUGUCCUAGCUCAAUAUUGACUGACACUGAAUGCGAUUCAUCGAAGCAAAACACGGAUAAUUCGCCUCCAACAACGGAU